GGCGUGCACUUAUAUAUUAAAUUCUCGUUAUUUCGUUCUGAGCCCUGUGCUCCGCCGUAGCAGCUGCCAGCUGGGUUAGGCUGGAUCCAUAUUCUGGUGGGAUGGAGGUGGGGCACUGGCCCUGAAUUGGUCCCCCUGGCGAUCGUCCUUACCCCUCUACCCUCUUCUAGCUCCAUCAUAAAUAAAAAACAUUAGUGCCUGACCGUUCUUUCUCUCCUCCUACUAAUGAAGCAUACAUAAUACAACAACUUUAUACCAUAUACCGAAUUUUAUAACGAUGGCCGACACGAUCUACAAGGCGAGCACCACCGCCCCCGUGAACAUCGCGGUGGUCAAGUACUGGGGAAAACGCGACCCGAAACUAAACCUCCCCACCAACUCCUCCCUGUCCGUCACCCUCUCCCAAGCCGACCUCCGCACCCUCACCACCGCCACCUGUUCCGCGUCCUACCAAGGCCAGGAAGACAGCCUGACGCUCAACGGCGAAGCCUCCGACAUCAGCGGAGCCCGCACGCAAGCCUGCCUGCGGGAGCUGCGCGCGCGGCGCGCCGCCCUCGAAGCGGCCGACCCGUCGCUGCCCAAGCUCUCGACGUAUCCCCUGCGCAUCGUGUCCGAGAACAACUUCCCUACGGCGGCGGGUCUCGCGUCGUCCGCGGCCGGCUUCGCGGCCCUGGUGCGGGCCAUCGCGGACCUGUACGAACUCCCUAACACGCCGACGGACCUCUCGCUCGUCGCGCGCCAGGGCAGCGGCUCGGCCUGCCGCAGCCUGUUCGGCGGGUACGUGGCGUGGCAGGGCGGGUCGCGGGCCGACGGCCUGGACUCCAAGGCCGUCGAGGUCGCGCCCGCGUCCCACUGGCCCGAUAUGCGGGCCCUGGUCCUGGUUGUGUCGGCCGCCAAGAAGGGCGUUAGUUCGACUUCCGGUAUGCAGCAGACCGUCGCCACGUCCGACCUGUUCCAGCGCCGUAUUUCGCAUGUUGUGCCUGCUCAUAUGGAGAAGAUGGAGGCUGCUGUGAAGGAGAGGGAUUUCGCUAAGUUCGCUGAGGUUACGAUGAAGGAUUCUAACUCGUUUCACGCGUGUUGUGCGGACACGUAUCCGCCUAUUUACUAUAUGAACGAUGUUUCCAGAGCGGCUGUUAGGGCUGUCGAGGCGAUUAACGCGGCUGCGGGCAAGGUUGUCGCGGCGUACACGUUUGACGCUGGCCCGAACGCCGUGGUGUACUAUCUAGAGGAGAACAGCGGUCCGGUUGUGGGAACAUUCUACAAGCUGCUCCAAGCGACAGAUGGGUGGAAGGACGGCGCUAGUGCGUACAGCUCUGCGGCUGUAGCGUUAGACGAGGCUACAUCCAGCUUGCUUAAGGGCGGUGUAAGCAGAAUUAUACAGACCGGAGUAGGCGAAGGUCCGAUAAAGACUGACCAGCACUUGGCAUGAAUGGCUGGUAUGAAGAAGCGACAUCGAGAGACGACGUUUUAGAUCUUGGAUCGGAGUUCACGAAUCUUUUGGUUUCUUGAUGAGUAAGCCACCGAUACCAACAUCGAAGGCUGGACAAGAUGAGCGGAAUUUGUUGGUCACAUAUAUACAAAUACGGAGCGCUUUGCAUUAGAGGCAAAAGGGGAAAGGGAUCCUGAUAUCAUUUAAAUAUACCAUUUAAUAACAUAAAAGCAUUGCACCUGCAUGUUUCAAUUUAUGCACAGUACUUGCCUGCCUUAGGUACCUGAAAUAGAUCAUAUAUCAAUUAAAAC
Molecule: messenger RNA, 1740 nt
Organism: Annulohypoxylon truncatum
Lineage: Eukaryota; Fungi; Ascomycota; Sordariomycetes; Xylariales; Hypoxylaceae
Product: Diphosphomevalonate decarboxylase
Exons: 1
Coding region: 278-1429 (383 amino acids)
Biological process (GO): isopentenyl diphosphate biosynthetic process, mevalonate pathway; isoprenoid biosynthetic process
Cellular component (GO): cytosol
Molecular function (GO): ATP binding; diphosphomevalonate decarboxylase activity
Source: RefSeq, a predicted model, not a curated record